Penicillium longicatenatum is the source of this 354-nucleotide messenger RNA. RefSeq lists its product as uncharacterized. Lineage: Eukaryota; Fungi; Ascomycota; Eurotiomycetes; Eurotiales; Aspergillaceae. Bases 1 to 354 code for a protein of 117 amino acids. The record is from RefSeq and is a predicted model, not a curated record. The transcript has 2 exons.
AUGCAGUUCCCUCUGUUCCUGACUGCCGCUGCUCUUGUCGGCCAAGCCAGCGCCUUCUACGGCCAAAUGGCUGCCUCUGCCUACGAGGCCAACGAGGGCGGUACUUUCCAAAUCAUCUAUCUCACCGACUACAACACUGGCUCUACUUAUUCUGGAACUCUCCGCGGAGGAUUCAAUGGCUGUGCUAGCUCUGAAUGCUCUAUCGACUUCUACGAGACCAGCUCUGGAGGAUACAACUUCGAGGCUCUCAUGUGGCGAACCAGUGAUGGAUGCCAUAACAUUGACUUUGAGGGCGCCUUCAGUGCUGGCCAUGGAUACUGCUGUGGCUCUCUGCCUUGCGAUAUCUCUGCUUAA